UUUCCUCUGCUAAUCUCCGCUGUGGGGCGAAGUGCGGUUGAUCACAGAGUCAGCUUUGUGAGUCAGAAACCCGGUGAGGAGACUGUGAGAGUUCAUUGCAUGAAGUUAUGAAGAUGAAGCCUGUGUUGUGUUUUGAGACCAUUGGAUGUUGAGAGACCCAAGCUAUAAGACAUCUGCCAUGGACCCCUGCAUACAGAAUACAGUGACCUAUGAUGAUGUGCAUAUAGAUUUCACUUGGGAAGAGUGGACUUUGCUAGAUCCCUCCCAGAGGAAUCUCUACAAAGAUGUGAUGGUGGAGACCUACAGUAACCUCACUGCUGUAGGCUACAGUUGGGAAGACCAUAAUAUGGAAGAACAUUGUCAAAGUUCUAGAAGACAGAGAAGGUACAAAAGAAGUAAUAUUGGAGAGAAGCCCUGUGAAUAUACUCAAUGUGUUAAGUCCAUUGGAUAUCACAGUAAUCUCCAAAUACACAAAGGAACACAUACUGAAGAAAAACCUUAUGAAUGUAAUCAGUGUGAUAAAGCCUUUGCACAUUGCAGUCAUCUUCAAAUACAUAAAAGAACACAUACUAGAGAGAAACCUUAUGAAUGUAAUCAAUGUGGUAAUGCCUUUGCAUUUCAUAGUCUUCUUCAAAUACAUAGGAGAAAACAUGCUGGAGAGACACUCUACAAAUGUAAUCAAUGGAUUAAAGCCUUUUCACAACACAGUUAUUUCCAAAUACAUAAAAGAACACAUACUGGAGAAAAACCCUAUGAAUGUAAUCAGUGUUGUAAAGCCUUUGCAUAUCAGAAUAUUUUUCAACGGCAUGAAAUAUUUCAUAUUGAAGCAAAACCCUAUGAAGGUAUUCAAUAUGAUGAAGCUUUUGCACAUCAUAGUCAUCUCAAAAUAUGUAAAGAAACACAUACUGGAAAGAAACCCUAUGAAUGUAACCAAUUUAGUAAAGCCUUUGCACAUCGUAGUCAUCUUCAAACACAUAGUGGAGAGAAACCUUAUGAAUGUAAUCAAUGUGGUAAAACCUUUGCAAGAGAUAGUCAUCUUCAAAUACAUAAAAGAACACAUACUAGAGAGAGACCUUAUGAAUGUGAUCAAUGUGGUAAAACCUUUGUACAUCACACUUAUCUUCAAAUACAUAAAAGAACACAUACUGGAGAGAAACCUUAUGAAUGUAAUCAAUGUGGUAAAACCUUUGCAUAUCAAAAUAUUCUUCGAAGGCAUGAAAGAAUUCAUACUGAAGUGAAACCACAUGAAGGUAUUCAAUAUUGUGAAGCUUUUGCUCAUCACAGUCAUCUCAGAAUACAUAAAGGAACAUAUACUAGAAAGAAACCCUAUGAAUGUAAUCAAUGUGGUAAAACCUUUGCACGUCAUGGCCAUCUUCAAACACAUGAAAGAUCACAUAGUGGAGAGAAACCUUAUGAAUGUGAUCAAUGUGGUAAAACCUUUGCAAGUGACAAUCAUCUUCGAAUACAUAAAAGAAUACAUACUGGAGAAAAACCUUAUGAAUGUGAUCAAUGUGGUAAAACCUUUGCACGUCACAGUCAUCUUCAAAUACAUAAAAGAACACAUACUGGAGAGAAACCCUACAAAUGUAAUCAGUGUGAUAAAUCCUAUUCACAACUCAGUUAUCUCCAAAUACAUGAAAGAACACAUACUGGAGAGAAACCUUAUGAAUGUAUUCAAUGUGGUAAAGCCUUUGUAAGUCAGCGUAGACUCCAAAUACAUAAAAGAAUGCAUACUGGUGAGAAACCCUAUGAGUGUAAGCAGUGUGAUAAAGCCUUUUCCUGUCACAGUAAUUUUCAAAGGCAUAAAAGAACACAUACUAGAGAAAAAUCCUAUGAAUGUAAUCAGUGUGGUAAAGCUUUUGUACAUUGUAGUAGUUUCCAAAUACAUAAAAGAACACAUAGUGGUGAGAAACCCUAUGAAUGUAAUCAAUGUGGUAAGGCCUUUGCAUGUCAUAGUCAUCUUCGAAUACAUAAAAGAACACAUACUGGAGAGAAACCUUAUGAAUGUAAAUAUUGUGGGAAAGCCUUUGUAAGUCACAGUAAUCUUCAAAGACAUGAAAGAGUUCAUACUGGAGAGAAAACCUAUGAAGGUAUUUAACAUGAUGAAGCUUUUGCACAUUUCUGUUGUUUUCAGCAUCAUGAAAUAAUUCUUAUUGGAGAGAAACCUUGUGAACACUAACAAUGUGGUAAAGCCUUUGAAUAUCAUAGUUAUCUCUGAAGGCAGAAAAUAAGACAUACUAGAGAAAUCUUAUGAAUGUACUCAUUGUGCUAAAGCCUUUGAAUGUCAUAGUCAUCUUCAAAUACCUAAGAGAAUAAAUACCAGAGAGAAAGCCUACAAAUGUAAUCAAUAUGCUUUUCACAAUAUGGUUAUUUCCAAAUACAUAAAAUAACACAUACUGGGGAGGAACUCUAUGAAUAGAAGCAGUGUAGUAAAGCUUUUGCAUCUGACAGUAGUCUCCGAAUACAUAAAAGAAAACAUUAUUGGGAAGAAACCCUUUGAAUGUAAGGUAAGCAGUACAACCUUUGUAUGUGUAAGUAGUCCUUGAAGUCAUGAGAAAAAAAACAUAUGCAGAGAAACCCUAUUAAUAGUCAGUGAGUUAAAAUUUUGCACUUCAUGGUAGUUUUCUGUUACAUGAAGCAAUUCCUGGUUAAAAACAAAAAACUAUAAGCCUUUAGAUGCCUAACACCUGUUACAGGAAUGAAUGCAGGAAUGAAGAAAAACAUUGUUUUAAUUUUAAUUAUGUGAUGUCUGUGUAUCUUUAUGUGGGGAUGUGCAUGUAAAUGCUGGUUCCCAAAAAGUUUAGACCCUUGGACAUUCUUGUAGCAGGGAUUACAGGAAGUCGUCAAAAACCUGACCUUGGUCCCCAGAAUGAACUUUAUGUCACUGCUUGGCCAUAUCUCUACUCCUGUAAAUAUUUUAAAACUUCAUAUAUCAUCUUGAUGGUAGGAAAUAUGAAAGAACUUGUAUAAGAGAAAUCCCAUUCAUGUAAAUAAUUUGGUAAAGACUUUAGGCAUCACCGUUGUCUGUAGUUUAUAGAAAAAAAUCUUGUUUCAUCUCUUUUGUCAUAGACAUGAAGCAAGUAAGUUAUUUACCAUGUUUACCCAAGACUGUGGAGAAUCCUACAUUGUAAUUUCUAUUUUGAAAUAUUUGAAAUCAUUGAUAUUAAAGUGUGCUUUAUGAGUGACAAAUCUAUUUAGUCAAGUUUAUAUUUCUUUUGUGGCUUUUGUUCAUCUUUUAUUGUGCUUUAACUUGGAGAUAGGUAUUUUUCUGUUCAGUGUAUAGAAUGGGGUGCCCAUCAUCUAAGUCCAUUAUUUAUUUACCAGACAGUGGAGGAUUAUACUUUUCAAGUAAGGAUGUCUGAAAAUUUGGUGGGGUACCUGGUUUUGUUUUUCAUAGCUUUAUGAAUCCUCUUGCGAUGUUGUUUGUUAUACAACCUGUCUUAGAUUUUGGAAAUUAGACAGGGAUACAUUUGAACUCAUAAUCCUCAUGUGUCGCCUUAUGAAUACAAGUCCAAGGUAGAUAAUGUACCCCCAACAUGCACUAUUUUGUCAAUACAUUGUAACAAUGUUAAUGUUAAAAAAAUUAAUAGAAGAGAAUAUAAGGAACAAUACCACAUGUGUAUAUCCAAUGCAGCAUUUUUUCUGUCUGGAAGAGAUAUAAUAAAGUAGGAUAAUCAGCAAUCAACUGUAUUGUCUCAUAACAUAGCUUCAUAUUUCUUUGGAUAUGUAUAUAUUACUUGAUGUCCCAUGCUUCUUCAUGUCCAAGUGUAGUUAUAUGUUUGGCACUUCAUCUUGAAGUACUACCUUCAAAGGUAAUUAUACAGAGAUGGCCAAUAAUGUAACAGCAAUGAAAAUUUUAAAAAAUUUCUGUUUUGUGUGUGUAAUGUGAUUAUCGGUUUUUAGGCUGUGACAGAUAUGUGGAGCCUGAAGACAACUUUGUGAGGUCUACUUUUUUCUUGUUCAUGUAGUGAUCAAGAUGAAGUUAUCAGCCUUGCACACCACAGACAUUUCCUACUGGGCCACCUUCCAGAUGCUCAAAUAUGAUUAGUUGAAACAUUAUAUCUGUAAAAUAUUGUCUUUCUUUUCAGACUGUAAACAUUUUCAUCCAAGGAUAGAGGAAAACAGGACAGUUUGAAUAAUGAAUACUGUUUGCAAAUGAAAAUGAUAUACUGCUAUCACUUGUAUUUUGGAAUAUGUUAAUUCUCAGGACUAAACAUUGUUCAUAACACUUUCUCAGCCACAAACAAAUACCAUAGAAUUUUCUCAGUAAUGUUGAUUGCUGCUAAGCUUAAUAACUUCGGUUCAAUCUCUAGGAGACCUGUAGUACUACAAGUCUUUUUCUUAUUUCUAUAUUUGUGCUGUGGUAUAUGCACACUCACAUACCAGCACACACAUAAAUAAAUUUCAAUCCAAAUAAGUGCCAUUGAGAUCACUUGAAGCCAAACAACUCCUUGGCUUUCAACUCUAGAACACACAUAAGGGAUGUAGAUAAUCAAUACCUGUAAGUUGUCCUCUCAUUGCCAAAUUACAUCAUUAUGCAGGUUUACACACACAAACACAAUCCAGGCAUUUUAGAUGGAUGAAAUUAACAAAGCAAAAAAAAAAUCCAAUUAUUGGGAACAUAUGAAAUGACUUGCCAGUUUAAAUUAUUAGAAUUUUAAGAAGUAUUACUGUUCAUCAAAACAAUGAUAGUCCCUUUUAAAAUCUAAUUUUAUCCUUUCUGUCUGAUUCUAAGAUAGGUCAUUUUAAAACCAUGUCUUAGCUGGGCUUAGACGUCGAUACACAUAAUCACAGCAGUUGGGAGACAGUGGCAACUGAUCUGUCUGAAUUUGAGGUCAGCUUGGUCCAUUUAGUGAUUUCCAGGACAGCCACAACUAUGUAAAGAUAUCCUUUUUCAAUAAGAUUCCAAAAAGAAAAAGCAUAUCUCAAAUAUGGAGCUUUUUCUAAUGUAAUCUUACUGGACUCUGGUUUCAGCAAAACCUUUUGUUGUCUUUACUCACAUGAAGAGAAUGUGGAGAGUCCAUUCAUGGAGAUGUAGAAAUCCAUUGAAUCCUUUGGCAAACAUCUAGCAGGGACUUUCAUCACCUUCAAAGGAUAGGAGCUAGAAGGAGUAAUGAGACAUCAUCUUCUGCAUUAUAAUGAUGUUUGGGAGCUGGAGAGUUUGAUCCAUAGAACUUUUUCUUUGGAGUACCCACGUUUGGUUUCUAGCCCCCCACAUCAGAUGAGUAAGAAUUAACUGUAAUUCCAGCCUCCAGUAGAUAUGAUACGUUCUUCUGGUCUCCUAGGGCAGCAGAUAUGCAAAUGGUGAGAAGACAAAUAUAUAUGUGAUUAAAUGUUGUAAAUAAGAUUUUCUUUUUGUGUAUGUUAAUUUUUAAGAAAAAUGAAAAUUAAUUUAGAUGUACAUAUUUUGCCAGUGUGUAUACCUAGUGUAUGCUAGGUACUAGUGGAGGCCAGAAGAGGGUGUCUGAUCCCCUAUGACUGGAGUUACAUAUAGUUGUGAGCUGUCUUGUGGGUGCUAGAAAUCAAAGACAAGCCCUGUGGAUGAGCAGUCAGCAUUCUUAUCUGCUGAGUCAUCUUUUCAGCCAAAUGAACAUGUCAUCAAUAGUGAUGUUGUAUGAAUGGCUAAUCCUGAGUUCAUCUUUACCUCAAUCCUGGUCACCCAAAAGAAAUACAAGAUUGAUAGCAUCAGAAACUAACUUAGACAUGGAGCUUAAUGAAGUUUCCAAGCCUAAAUCUCUACAAAAUGAGGAAAGAGUACAAAUAUUGAUCAGGAGAGAAACUGGCAAGUCUUUUAAAAAGUGGCUGACUAUAGAUUGAGUUUAUCUCAAAUGUGGUAAAUAGGCAGCAAUGGGAGCCCACAAGAACACUGCAGCUGGGAGAAUUAGGCUCAGGCAGGGAUGAGCUCUGUAUUUGCUUAUACAAUGCAAUGUGUUCAGCCUUGAAACCCUAUACACAGAAUGAACAGAAAUGGACUCAGUGGGUUUUAUUUAUAUAUUUGUGCAUACUUAGUCACACAUACUUAAGGAAGAAAUUGGAAGGGAAGAAUUUGGGAAUUGAUGGACAGAGGACAGGAAAGGGAGAAAAUGAUGUAGUAUAUUUUAAUAAAAAUAUAUGUAAAUAAAUUUGAAGUAUAAAUGCUGCUAGUAAUAUAAAUUAUCAAUUAAGAGCACUGGGUGUUUGUACAGAGGACACAGGUUCCAUUUCCAGAAGCCAUGGUAGCUAACCAUCUCGUGUAAUUCCAGUUGCAGGGGAUUUUAUGCCUUCUUCUGGCCUCUGUAGGUACUGCACACAGACAUGCAGGCAAACACACAUAAAGUAAAAGUAAAUCUUAAAAAAAUGGGAAUUCUGUACAGUUAUGUCACAAGUCUUGAGACAGACAGUAGUAAGGAUUACUUAAAAUGAACUGGUCCACCAUAGAAACAGCAGUGGCCUUCCUCUGAGCCAGCCUCCUCAGAGGCAAAGGCAGCCUUGUUCUGGGGUUAGAAUAGCUCAGAAUAGUGGUUCAUUUAAGAGCACCAUCCAUGAUUUGGAGAGAUGUCUUUCCCAAGAUGUUUUUUUU
Messenger RNA from Peromyscus eremicus (cactus mouse), 6559 nucleotides. Its product is annotated as zinc finger protein 431-like. NCBI's taxonomy places the organism in Eukaryota, Metazoa, Chordata, Mammalia, Rodentia, Cricetidae. Gene Ontology annotation, molecular function: DNA-binding transcription repressor activity, RNA polymerase II-specific. The transcript is spliced from 5 exons. Gene Ontology annotation, biological process: negative regulation of transcription by RNA polymerase II. The record is from RefSeq and is a predicted model, not a curated record. Bases 146 to 2098 code for a protein of 650 amino acids.